Ostrea edulis (European flat oyster) is the source of this 3911-nucleotide messenger RNA. RefSeq lists its product as uncharacterized. Lineage: Eukaryota; Metazoa; Mollusca; Bivalvia; Ostreida; Ostreidae. The coding region runs from base 196 to 2826 and encodes 876 amino acids. The record is from RefSeq and is a predicted model, not a curated record. The transcript is spliced from 7 exons.
GAUCAUGGACUUAUGACCUUCUUCCUAAAUGCCUGACACAUCAGUUUGACAUUGUCUAGAUCAUUACCUACACAGGUAUUUGGAUUUAAAUAACAUUGUAGUUAGCAUAUCUCUCCAGUGCAACGGUGGAAUCCUAUUUGAUAAAGCGCACUAUCUGUCGUUGUCACCUUUCAAAAUACUUAAUUUUAGUUUAAAAUGGCAACAAGGACUUCAUUGAAUACAGAUACAUGUAGAAUCCCUAACUUUUCUAAUGAGGAAGAAGUUAGAAAAAUACAUUUGAAGAUUCUGUCUGACCUCCAAACUGAAUAUCUAUUCAAAUUCAAGCCAGAUGGCUCAGAAUCGGAGUAUUACAGAAAAUGGAAAUUCGCGAUUGGGGUGUAUGACGAUUCUCCUAAACGGCGGGAGGCAACCGUUGGAGAAGACCUAUACUACCUGAUGUCAGAGGGAAUCAUAGCGAUUGGAAAUUAUGACUGGCUCAUCAAUCGACUGGAAGACGUUGACCACAGAUCAAGCAAAUUAGUGCGAGAUGCAGCAUUUGAAAUACUAUCGAUUCAGGGUAAAACGACACCCCAUCCAGCGCCACCAAAAGUAGAAGUGAGCGGUAGAAGAAAUAUUGAAGUUGGAAAUGAAGUUUUCCUUAAAGGAUUUGUUUUGUCCUAUCCCCAUGCAACAUAUGUCAGAUGGAAACGGAAAGAGGAAGAACAAGUCAUUGACGUUGACAUUCAAAAAAGAAAGUUUUUAGGCUCUUCAACUGAUAGGUAUAAUCCACUACUUAUCAUAAAUGAUGCCGAGGUUACCGAUUCUGGCACAUAUUUCCUUCUUAUCACCAAUGAUGUAAUGUCGGUCGUCAGCAACUAUGUUACCAUUGAAGUGGCCCAUGGUAUGAUCAAUAUAUCAUAUUCACCAGUUGUAAUCCUUAUUUCAAGACAACUAAAAACUUCAAAAUUGCUCUAUCAAGAUAUUUUUUAUUAUUCGUUAUGUUUGCUUAUAUUUCUUUACAAUGUAGCUGACACAAGCAUUGUCAAUACUUUGACAACCAUUUCUGUGAUCCCUACAAAGGAUGAAAAGACGGAUCAAACAAAUUUCUUUCUCCGCAUUACCUGCAGGCUCAUAAAUUGUGCCAGCGAUUGGAUCGAUCAAAAUACGUCGGCCUCUGUAGUUCUAGCUCUCUUUGAAAAUGUUAAACUAUGUACUCAAAACUUUUAUGAGGAAAACGACAGAGAUCUCAUUCAAAGUCUCCUGGACAACGUCACCAAAAAAGUUCAGUGGUGGGCAGGAAUCGAUGUGCAAAAUCGUAUGACCGCAUUUUUUCACAUCAUUGGUCAAAUGGCUGCAAUAACUUCCCAUUUCAAUAUAAAAGAAGCAAAGGCUGAAGUUGGAUCUAUAGUCUUUCACAUGAAAUUCGAGGCUAGCAGAGAUUUCGAUACCUACCAAAAAGAAUAUAGAAAUGGUAAUCUUCACAAAAAGUUUGAAGAAUUAUUACUUCAUGUCCCAUAUCUGGAAUUGUUUGGCUUAGAGAAAGGCGAUGUCGUCUUGAAAGUUGAAAACGUUGAGGAAGCCUCUAAACACAAAGGAAAAGAGAUCGGCUAUGUGGUGGCUAUUGAUUUUGGGACAUCUACCUCUGGAUUUGCUUACGCCAGAAAAAGUAAAUUGGACGAGAUAGAAAUUGGAACCUGGGUACUUGGCAGUGAAACUACAAAUAGAACAAAAAAUCAUAUUUUAUUGAACCAAGACAGAACGUUUAAUUCCUUUGGAUUUGAGGCUGAAGAUGCAUACGCUAAAAUUGCAGACAAUGAAGAUAGAUUUAAAGAUUAUCUUUAUUUUGAAGAAUUCACUACCCAUUUGCCCACUGAGGGUUCACUGGAGAAUACGCAUGUUACAGAUCAAGGAGGAAAAACCGUGAAAGUGUUGCUGGUGCUGCAGCUUGCUUUAAAAUAUAUCAUUGACCAGGUGUUAGAGUGUGUCAAACAAGAGGCGCCAAAUGUGAAACCAAAUAAAAUAAAAUGCGUGCUAGUGACACAUUUGGCCUCAAACAGUCAUUUCAUAUCAGCUGUGAAGCCAAUAUUUGAGGAGACAGGGUUUGACUCACGUGAUAUUUCGAUUAUGAGCUAUUGUGACGGCGUGGCCAGCUACUGUCAACAUUCUUCAGCGACAGAGCUACACAGGAUGAAGGAGGGAAUGCCAUAUAUGGUCAUCAGUUUAGGAGAUGCUAUGUCGACCAUAUCCCAACACACUCUGCAAAAUGGCGAUAUAUCAGAAGUAAGAAACGUGGUUGACAUGCCUUUGGGUUGCAAGCAAGUUAGAAAUGGCUUUUCAGAAUUUCUAUCACUCUUGUUUGGGGUGGAAAAUGUAAAUAAAAUAAGAGAAAAUGAACAGGAAGAUUAUAAGGAUCUUUUGCGGGAAUUUGAGAUCCAGAGGAUGACGUUUAGCCUAACCGGUGAUGACAUAGAAUUGCCAAUAUCGCCAAUGAUUCCUGUUCACAUUCAGACAGAAAAUGAAUCAACUAUUUACGACUUAAUCGAAUCAUCUGAAUACAAAGAUUCAGUUAAUUUUUCAUCAGGAAAUUUGAUAAUAUCAUGUGACGUGUUUCGCUCUUUUUUCGAACCCGUCGUAGAAAUGAUCAUGGAGAAAGUCGCACCUUUAAUUUUAGAGAGCGAUUCAUCUGCUAUCGUUCUUUGUGGGGAAUUUUCAAAAUGUCCCUUCAUUCAAGAACGUCUGAAAGAAGUGGCUGGUGGCAAAGAGAUAAUAGUUCUCACGGACGCUGACGUAGCUGAAAUGAAGGGUGCUUUGCUAAGUAGUACGUCAUCAAACAAGUCCGAGAGAUGAAGCUCUUGUCAACCAAUCAUCACGUUUACAGGGUAACAGACGUAUAGAGCAGCUUCUUGACACAGAAAAUACAGAAAAAAUGUUAUUGUGAAAUGUCAGCACAUGUGGUGCAUGAAUACUUCCUGUCGUUGUUGGCAAACUAUGCAUUUUUUUUUUUAUUUGCGUAUCAUUUCUAUGAUCAGUUGAUUAUAAUGGUUGCAACAGCUUGUGAGUGACGUUCCAUAAACUACAAUUCAAACUAACAAACAUGAUACAUAUACACAAGUUUUCAGUCUGGUCAAUUUACUCCGUCAAUUUGACAUACAGUAUUUUCUCACAUUUGAAUGUAGACGUCUAGCUUGAUGCUCUGUGUCAAACCAUACUAACACAUUAUCAAUUCUUCGUUUUAUUGCGAAAGACAUUUUCAGAAAUUGAACUCACAACAAUAUUACAACAAAACUGAAAAUAAACAAACAUUUCUUACAAAUAUCAAGCAGAUGUCAAUGUGAUGCCUAAAUGGUUCGAAUAUAUUUCAUUGUUGAGAUGUUUACAAUAAAAGGUUUGGGAACAAGUUCUUAAAACGUGGAACGCCCUCUCCUAAGUAUAUGCUAGUAUAAUGAUAGUAGAGAGGAGAAUGGCGGUACAGUAGAGAUUUAAAGAUUACACGUUACAGACUGUUCUUAGUUCUAGAGCUUUACAAAUAAAUGUUCCUAAGUUACAAAGUUCUUUAACAUUGUUCACAUGUACACUUAAUAGCUGUAUAAAUUUGAACAUAGGGAGUUUACUCCAGUAAUAUAUUUUCACUAAUUUAACUCGAAUCUGACUAUAUACAAGACAUACUAACAAAAAGUGGUAUUCAUCCUUCCCUUCAGUAACAUACGUUUUACAAAACCGUUUUUCACAUGGUAUAUUUUAUGUCUGCCAGUUUCAAUGAAUAAAUUAAGUGAUGAUAACCUUAUUGUGGAUAUACCCUUUUUGUACAUUAUUGGGAUAGAUUUUUUAAGGAAAUAUUGCAGGCACAAAUUAUCAACCAACUGUUUGUAAAAAGUGCAUUUUGAUUCAUUUUGCAUAUUGUUAUGUAAAUUUCGAAUAAAAUGAUCCUUCAA